AUGGCCAAAGUCGACUUUCAAGACUUGUCUGGAGCGUCCACGCCUACAACUUCCAACCCAUUCGAUGGUCUGAUCAUUGCUUGUCAUGAUGACCCAAAAUCGAUCCAAGAAAGAUACUCGGCGCAUCGCGUGCUCAGAAAUGAUCAACAACGCCAGAAAAUCCUUGGGUCCGACUUCAAAGGAUGGACUCUCGAUGAGUAUCUUGUUAAGUUAGAUGGCCCACAAAAGGACGAUUCCUUUGCCGAUCCUCGUCACUGUCUGGUUUUCUGGGGAAGGCCGCCUCAAAAGGUGAAGAACUUGAUCCACAUCGUCCAGUCGAAGCUGCAGGAUGCCGCACCUGAUCUGUGGCUCAUGCCGCUCGAGAGACUACAUAUGACCGUCAUGGAGGUGGCGCAUUCCAAAACCAAAGAUGAGAUAGCUGCUUUGGUAGAAACGCUGAAGGCUCACUGCAAAGAUAUUGCUGAUCAUACCUUGACUCACCGAGCCAGGCUCAUCAAGCCUCUGUUAAGUUACGACUCCGCCGCGCUUGCACUGAGCUUCGUCCCUGCUGCUGGAGAGUCGUUGUCCCACGGUCGAACAGUAGAAGACGACAAGUAUACGUACCACCACCUGCGGCGCGAUGCUCAUGCCGCUCUUUCAGAUGCCGGGGUACAAGUUGGUUCGAGAUACGUGGUCCCGUCGGCACAUCUGACCAUUGCAAGGUUCAAUUCGCCGAAUGUCUUCGGUGGUGACCCGAUGGACGAAAGUGCUACCUUGGACCUGAAGAAGCGCAAACACUGGAUCAACGAGAUUGAGAUGAUCAACAAAUGGCUCGAAGCGGAAUUUUGGCCAGAAGAGCACGGCGGUCUGAUCAAGGCUGGUGGAGAGUGGAUUGUAGGUGAAGAGAAAGGGCUCGACUUUCGUGGUGGGCAGUUGUGGUAUGGCGAGGGUGAAACUAUCUAUUUGGGUGAAGGUUUCAGACCUCCAGAAGCCGAGUGA
Molecule: messenger RNA, 978 nt
Organism: Exophiala spinifera
Lineage: Eukaryota; Fungi; Ascomycota; Eurotiomycetes; Chaetothyriales; Herpotrichiellaceae
Exons: 3
Coding region: 1-978 (325 amino acids)
Source: RefSeq, a predicted model, not a curated record